AUGGAUCUUAAAGGCCAUCGGCAGCCCAAGCCGGACGUGCGAUGUUUUGCGGCCAAGCUCUCCAGCCUGGAGGAUCCAGCCUGGAAGAUCCAGCCUGGAGGAUCCAGCCUGCAAGAUCCAGCCUCCAGGAGCCAACCUUCAGGACCCAGCCUCCAGGAUACAGUUCCAGGUUCCGGCCUCCAGGAUCCAGCCUCCAGGAUCCAGCCUCCAGGAUCCAGCCUUGAGGAUAAAGCCUCCAGGAUCCAGCCUCCAGGAUCCAGCCUUGAGGAUAAAGCCUCCAGGAUCCAGCCACCAGGAUCCAGCCUUGAGGAUCCAGCCAACAGGAUCCAGCCUCCAGGAUCCAGCCUCCAGGAUCCAGCCUCCAGGAUCCAGCCUCUAGGAUCAAGCCUCCAGGAUCCAGCCUUGAGGAUCAAGCCUCCAGGAUCCGGCCUUGAGGAUCAAGCCUCCGGGAUCCGGCCUCCAGGAUGCAGCCUCCAAGAUCCAGCCUCCAGGAUCCAGCCUCCAGGAUCCAGCCUCGAAGAUAAAGCCUCCAGGAGCCAACCUUCAGGAUCUAGCCUUAAGGAUCCAGCCUCCAGGUUCCGGCCUCCAGAAUCCAGCCUCCAGGACCCAACCUUCAGGAUCUCGCCUUAA
Bacillus rossius redtenbacheri is the source of this 630-nucleotide messenger RNA. Its product is annotated as splicing factor 3A subunit 2-like. NCBI's taxonomy places the organism in Eukaryota, Metazoa, Arthropoda, Insecta, Phasmatodea, Bacillidae. Bases 1 to 630 code for a protein of 209 amino acids. The record is from RefSeq and is a predicted model, not a curated record. The transcript has 2 exons.